Messenger RNA from Photinus pyralis (common eastern firefly), 1301 nucleotides. RefSeq lists its product as uncharacterized. The transcript is spliced from 7 exons. The record is from RefSeq and is a predicted model, not a curated record. The coding region runs from base 21 to 1289 and encodes 422 amino acids. Lineage: Eukaryota; Metazoa; Arthropoda; Insecta; Coleoptera; Lampyridae.
ACUACAAUCAUGUCAGUUACAUGCUUAUAUUAUUCUACCUCUUAUUAUACAUAAAAUUAUUAGAAACCAAGAUUGUAAUUAAAGAUUCUGGUUUGGCAACAAUAUCCAGAGGCGACAUGGCGAUGAUCCUUUACGUAACCGUUGAAAAUUUGUGCGAAAGCAACUACCACAUCUACGCCAAGAUGGUAAAAUGCUGCGAGGUGUUUGCACCGAACGAUAUGGACUGCCGCACGAUGCAACUGAUCGGAGGGGAUAUGGGCUGGUUAGCACCGCACUCCGCGAAGAACAUCUCGCUAAUUUCUCCAACACUGUACUUGCACAACAGAUUUGGACACUGCCUUGUUUCAAUAACCUAUAACUCCAGUGAGACCAGCGUUAACAUACAGUUCAACACGCUGAUUACGCAAUUUACCGCAGAACUGCUAGAUUACUGCGGAGAUAAAAAUACGACCCAAUGCGACACUGUGGAUCUGGACCCACUAAGCGAGUGCGAACCGGUGAAUUGUCAGAUGAAGUAUUUGGGCGCGCGUAAUUACUUCAAUUGCAAAUGGAGACGUUGCCAAAAGGUUCCGCUAUGUGUAGCAGAUCCCGACAAGUCACUACCUGACGUGUCCUAUGUACCGCUCAAUAACCAGUGCCGAGACUUAGAGGAUAUAAACUUAAAAGACUUACAAGAGUUGCAACAGGACCUUUGGAGAGGUGAAGUCGGGCCAAGGGUAUCGGUAACGCGACCACAGCCGAACAUUCGCUGCAACCAUGGAAAGAUGAACGAAGAUAGCGGAUUUUGCACGUGCGAUGAUGGAUGGACAACUACAGCAGUUGAUGGAAAUCAAUACGAACCGACCUUGGCAAUCUAUCACAUGUGCAACACAGAAAUCAUUCCCGUAAGGUCAAAAGCUGGCCACUUCUUUUACGUCGUUUUUGUGACAGGGGCGUCUAUUGCCCUACUUCUUCUACUGACUUCCUUCCUAUGCCAUCUAAGCUACAGGUACAUUUACGACUUGCACUGUGUGUCAUCCUUUGACUUGUCAGAUGUGAGCAGCUGCUACUGUGGGGCUAUACGCCAGUUGACUGUGACCGAACCAAUAUCAAAUCAAUCACAAUUCUGUAACUGCUGCCGUAAUGCCUACGAGUCACUUCCAACACAAACAGUUGGUACCAAUUUUGAAGAACAACAACCGCCGAUAGUUGCAAGCGAAGAUGGUGUUUCGUACCCAACAACAUCAAUACAGCAGAUCUCGGACCACACCUCUGAAUAUACAACCGAAGAGGAAUUAUCCGACUUUUGAUCUCUUUCUCUA